GUGGUAUUGUCAAUUCUAUACAACCUUCGGUACAAUGUGUGAUACAAUAGUGCUUUGAAAACUGCGUCGGAGCACCGGAGCCCCGGUAUCAACCGUCCCAUCACUAGUUUCAGGUGUGUUGAUAAAAAUGACGCUGAUAAUGAACGCUUGCGUUUUUUUAUUCAAAGUCCUCACUUUACCGCUGCACGUUGCAGAGCUGGUUGGACUUUUGUCUUUAUACAAACGCGUUUUUCCUCGAGUCGUGUAUAACUUUACGUUAGCGUACAAUGAAUUAAUGAACGAUAAGAAAAGCGAACUGUUUCGAAACUUGGCCAAAUUCUACCCCCCGAAAGGCUCUCUACGCAUCUUAGAGGUGGGCUGCGGAUCCGGGGCGAACUUCGAGCACUACCCGACGGGCUGCAAGAUCACAUGCAUCGACCCCAACCCGCAUUUCAAAAACUACCUGGAGAAAAGCAUGGCGAAGAACGACCACCUCGUAUAUGACAGCUUCGUAGUGGCGUCGGGGGAGAAUCUACAGGCGGUGGAGGACAACUCAGUGGAUGUUGUGGUGUGCACACUGGUUCUGUGUUCAGUCAAAGAUACCCCGAAAGUUCUGCAAGAAGCAAAGAGAGUUCUUAGGCCUGGAGGAGCACUUUUCUUCCUUGAACAUGUGGUGUCUGACCCCUCAACCUGGACUUACUUUUUUCAACAUGUUCUUCAGCCAUUCUGGUACUAUUUAAAUGAUGGUUGUGAUACAACCCGAGCUACUUGGAAGCACAUUGAGGCAGCUAGCUUCUCCGACCUGCAGCUACGCCACAUCCAAGCUCCUCUGUUUUUUAUGCUGAAACCACACAUUGUUGGUUAUGCCGUCAAAUAAUGAGUAUGAACUUUGCCACACACAAAGGGUGUGUUCACACUUGUAGUAAAGAUUUUCUGAAGCAUGUUUUUUUUCCCCCAGUAAGCUUAUUCACUACACUGUCCACUUUUAAAUGUAUCUGCAUGGAUGAGCAAUUGGUAUUAUAUCAUAAAAUAAGUUUGUUUAACAUGCAAAGACUCUCAUUAUAUAUAUCACUGUAUCUUGUUUUAUGAAUAUCCUGUCUGUAAAGUACAUCACUACCAAGAUUAUACAAAAAUACAAGCAGGUAAAUCAAAAUUCUUUUAUCUAUAUAAAACAGGCUUUUGAAAAUGAAUGCAUAAAAGAGCCAUAAAGCCAUCUAGUGGUUGGAAGGAAUGAGUGUCAUAUAAAGUGUGUAACACUUUUAAAAUAAAUUCAGGAAGCAUAAACUUAA
Messenger RNA from Megalobrama amblycephala (Wuchang bream), 1268 nucleotides. RefSeq names its product methyltransferase like 7A, tandem duplicate 3 (gene tmt1a.3). Gene Ontology annotation, molecular function: S-adenosylmethionine-dependent methyltransferase activity. The record is from RefSeq and is a predicted model, not a curated record. The coding region runs from base 128 to 856 and encodes 242 amino acids. Lineage: Eukaryota; Metazoa; Chordata; Actinopteri; Cypriniformes; Xenocyprididae. The transcript has 3 exons.